UUUUAUGCCAUCUCUAAAUAGAAAGUGAUAUGCAGACCGGUUUAAAUUUCAGAUUUCUCAUAAAUAAUAAACAAAUAAUGCUAAACAAAAUAUUAUACUUUUAUGCGAUCUAGUUAAUUCAUCUUUUAUUACUCAGUUAUUGAAACCCGAAAAAUGUCUAAUUUUUUUCCUGAAUCUCGAACAGAAAAUGUUGAAAAUUUUUAUGACAUUGGAAAAGAGUUAGGCAGGGGUGCAACAUCAGUUGUUAAAAUUGUUACACAAAAAGGAACAAAUUUUCAAUAUGCUAUGAAGCAGAUGAAAAAAAAUAUUGAUAAGAAAAUAAUAAGAACCGAAAUUGGAAUUUUGUUGCGACUCUGUCAUCCAAAUAUUAUCAAACUAAAAGAGAUAUUUGAAUCUCAGACACAUCUGUUUCUCAUUCUUGAAUUGGUUACAGGUGGUGAACUUUUUGAUAGAAUUGUUGAAAAAGGUUUCUAUAGUGAGAGAGAUGCUGCACUCUGUGUUAAACAACUCUGUGAGGCUGUUGGGUAUCUUCAUGAAAAUGAUAUUGUUCAUCGUGAUCUCAAGCCUGAAAAUCUUUUAUAUGCAAACAAAGAUGAAAAUUCACCUUUAAAACUUGCAGAUUUUGGACUUUCUAAAAUGCUAACGACAACAAGCAGUACUAUGCAAACUGUUUGUGGAACACCUGGGUAUUGUGCACCUGAGGUUUUGUUGGGCAAGGAAUACAAUUCAGCUGUUGAUAUGUGGGCUAUAGGUGUUAUUACAUAUAUUAUGUUAUGUGGCUUUGAACCAUUUUUUGAUGAACGUGGUGACCAGGCUAUGUUUCAAAAAAUACUCAAAUGUGAUUAUGAAUUUGUUACACCGUGGUGGGAUGAUGUAUCAAUUAACGCCAAAGACUUGGUAAAAAAGUUACUUGUACUUGAUCCAAAAAAAAGGUUAACUGCAAAAGAGGCAUUAGCUCACCCGUGGGUACAGGGAAAAGGUGCAAAUAUAGUUCAUAUGGAAAAAGCUCAAGAUAAAUUACGAGAGUUUAAUGCAAGGCGAAAGAUAAAAGCAGGUGCCCAUGCUGUUAUAGCUGUUACAGAUCUUUUAAGAAAAUUGAACGCUAACAAAAAAUAGUAAACGUUCGCUUUGCUAUGCUGUGAUAUACUUCUAUACUUGCUUUGCUGUAGUUCUUUUUAAAAAUCUAUCCAAUCGUUUUGUUUAUAAUAUUUUUUUAUUUAUGAUAUGCAACUAAUUAAAAAUCACUUUGUCAAUUCAACAUCAACAUGAACAUAUAUUACAUCAACAAUGAUAUAUAUUGAUUUAUAUUUAACGAUUUAAUUUCUUUGGUUU
Messenger RNA from Hydra vulgaris (swiftwater hydra), 1332 nucleotides. Its product is annotated as calcium/calmodulin-dependent protein kinase type IV. Lineage: Eukaryota; Metazoa; Cnidaria; Hydrozoa; Anthoathecata; Hydridae. Gene Ontology annotation, biological process: protein phosphorylation. Gene Ontology annotation, molecular function: calcium/calmodulin-dependent protein kinase activity; ATP binding; calmodulin binding. The record is from RefSeq and is a predicted model, not a curated record.